UGUUUCCAUGUGCAGAAUGCGAAGCAUCCUUAUUGCUACGCUCAAGACCUGUUCCAUCGCCAUAGCCGAGCUCCAACACGGGAAGUCCAGCCUGCGUUCCUCCCGCGUGGAGUCGACGUUGAUUUACGGACACGGGUCUUGCUCCUUUCCGGCUUCCUGAUCCCUCGUUGCGUGAUCCGAUCCCUGGCAUCGCUGCCCCUUUCCAUCGAUUCUCAGGCUCCUGCGAGGUCCCAGCGGAUUUUGAAAAUUUAGCUCUCAGACAAUGUUGCACGAUGCUCUGAUGGCUUCAAGGAUUCCUUUAUUUUGUUAUGGCGUUAAUUUUAGUAACGCCCAUGACUGGGAGGACCUUAAAUUUGGAUUUGUAGCUACCAACACGCUAUGAAAUUCAGUAGCUCCAAGAAUAAUGUAUGUUAUUGUGGAUCGCACCUACCUAAUACCUUCGCCAAUCUCAUUCAAGUUCAGGUUGGAAUGGAAAACUUGGCGAUCGUGUGAUUGAAAGCAGGAAGGGCGUGUUUCAUUUGUAGACAAUGGAAGGACCAAUGGUAGCAAGUAGGGACACAACGGUGCAAGUUUAUCAAUUCGAAUCUGGUGACUAUGUCAUAGUUUCAAGCUUGUCAACAAGGAAUGACACACAAAUAGUGAGGAUAGAUCCCACUACUGGCGUUUUACAAUAUCAAGGUCGAUAUGGCUUGGAUCUGUUUUCAUCUGAGCGAGAUGCAAUUCAAUAUAUAACUACUACGGGUACCGUGAUCAAGAGUUUUCCUGCUAGAGCAAUUAUAGGGUAUGCGGCUUUAGGAGGUGUUGGUUUACUGCUCAUUGCUACAAGACUCAAACAAUCUGUGCCAGCACUUCCAUGCGGAGAUACUGUUUUUACUGUUACGGAGUCUCAGUGCAUAAGGAUUCCUCUAAGAAAUCCUCAAUACCAAUCUAAGAGUGAGUCCAAGAAUGCAAAUGAUUUGGCUGAGAUUCAGCUCGAUAACCUCCACUACUUUUGCGAAACUCGAGAUAUUACACGCCCGUUUCCAAGCAAGUAUUCCAUCGGGACUCCUGACAGAGAGUUCGUAUGGAAUGAAUGGCUUUCUUUUCCAUUUAAGACCGUCGGCCUACCGAAUCAUUGUGUCACUCUUUUGCAGGGUUUUGCAGAAUCAAGAGAAUUUCAUGAUGGCAAUGGUGUGAAAGUGUGUGUUGCAAUUACGGCACGGCGGAGUAGGCUGCAUCCUGGGACGCGCUACUUAGCUCGUGGUCUGAAUGGGGCGUACAGUACUGGAAAUGAAGUGGAAUGUGAGCAGUUGGUGUGGCCCCUCAAUCCAUCACGAGAUCGUCCUGUUCCUUUCAGUGUUUACCUGUGGCGUAGAGGAACUGUGCCCAUAUGGUGGGGGGCAGAGAUCAGGUCUCAAGUAGCUGAAGCUGAGAUAUUUGUCGCAGAAAAAGACACGUACGUUGGGUCCGCUUUCUACUACAAUAGAUUGUUAACAAGGUAUCGGAAUCCUGAAGUCAAACAUGGAGACGGUGGCGCUAAUGGAAACAGGGAUAAACCUCCCUUGGUAUGUGUUAAUUUACUACGAACUGGGUUUGGAAAGCCAGAAGUUGUUCUUGCAGAUCACUUUGAAAAUUCUAUCAAGCACAUAAAGUCUAGGAACGAGCUGCCAGAUGCUAGCCUCACUAUUCUCAAUUACGAUUGGCAUGCAAAUACCAAAUUACUUGGAGAGCCUCGGACUGUGUAUGGGUUGUGGCAACUUCUCAAGGAUCCUACGAUUGCCAUUGGCUUUGGGCAUGGAGAGUAUGACCCCAAACCUAAUGCUCCAGGCGUGGAAUUUGUUAACAAAGGGGGUCGGGGUGGUGGUUUCCGAAUAUCUGCAAGACAGGAGGGUGUGAUUCGAUUUAAUUGUGCAGAUUCUUUGGACAGAACAAAUGCUGCCAGCUUUUUUGGUGCAGUGCAAGUUCUUCCUGAGCAAUGCCGUUGGUUAGGCUUAUCUUUGGAUACUGGGAAGAGUAUUUCAUCUUCGAGGAGUGGACUUGACCGAAGACCGUCAAGAGUGUCUCUUGGGCCACUUCCGCGUGGCUGGGAGAAGCGCUCCGACAUUGUUACUGGCCAGGUGUUCUACAUUGACCACAACACAAGGACCACCACGUGGAAUCAUCCCUGCCCGGAUGAGCCAUGGAAGAGAUUUGACAUGACUGUUGAGGAAUUCCGUGAUUCAACUAUCUCACUGCCGAUUGCUCAAAUGGCUGAUUUGUUUUUAAUCGCUGGAGAUAUACAUGCUAUGCUCUACACAGGCUCUAAAGCAAUGCAUAGCCACAUCAUUGAGAUUUUUAGCGAUGAAGCAAAGAGCAAGAAAUCAACUGCACAGAAUCUUGCUAUUACACUUCAGCGAAGGUAUCGAAAUAUGCUAGUGGACAGCACCCGUCAGAAACAGCUUGAAAUGUUCCUUGGCCUUAGACACCAUAAAUAUUUUCCUACACUUCCAGAUCUGCCCCUGCAGGUUUUGACGCGCUCAUUCGCUUGUCUUCUGAAGCCUGUACCAACCAUGUUUCCACCUUACUACUCCGCAAAUGCCCUGAUCAACAGAAAACACAAGGACACAAUAUGGGCUUGUCCUACAUCAGUGAGUGUCGUGGAGGUCAUGUGCGUAUUGGCAGAGCCAAGCCAUGUUUGCCAAGUCCUCCUGACAAUUGCUCAUGGCACAGAGGAUAUUACAUCCCCAGUGUCCUUUGACUUGCGCGUAGGCCGAACACUUGAUAAUCUUCAUCUGGUGAUCGAGGGGGCUAACAUUCCUCGGUGCCAGCAUAAGACGCAAUUGGUAUAUCCAGUGCCUGGGGCCAUACAUCAUGAGGAUAUAGCAGUGACAGGAGCAGGAGGAAGUGAGAAAGCUGUGAGUUGGUUGUAUGAUUUCGAGGAGCAAGAAGGAGAAAUUGAUUUCCUAACUAGAGUGGUGGUGUUUACUUUCUAUGCUGGCUCCUCAGGAGUACCCAUCACCAUCGGCGAGCUGGAAGUACUUGGUCGUUCGCUGUUUUGGGAUAAUAUACGCAAGAAAAUUGAAUUUGAACCGAAAUCGGACUCUCUACCUGACACAGUGGUCCAACAUCUGAACCUUGCAACCUCAUCUCACGGUCAACAAAUGGUGGCUAGCCAGACCACACCAGCAACUACAAGUCAGAGUUUUGAUCUUUUGAGUGGCUGGGAGGAACCAGAAGUUUUGCCGACUGCUUCUAAACACUCUAAUCCUUUUCUUGAUGACGAUGACUUGGUUCAAACAGCAACCAACCCCUUUCUGUCAUGGGACCCAUUUGCUCCUUCAACAAGCGAGAGUACAAUUAAUGCCCUCGAUGGAGAGUCUCACAAUGAGAACAGCCAAAUAAAUGUACCUCAGUCGAAGGCCAAAUAUGAUUCUGCUGCAGCGGAGUAUAUUGAAAUCGUAAAAAGCUUCUUCAAGUCGGAUCCUUCAAAAACCUUAACGUACGAUGAAGCCAUGGAGCUUGAAAUUGAACGGCUCAAAUUGGGGCUAUCUGCGGCUCAGAGAGAUCAUACUCUUAUCAAAUUAAUAGGCCGUGAUCCAGCAUCGAUCGAUCCUAAUAAGUUGUUGAAUCCCAAUUAUCUUUUCCAGGUUAGGCAUGCGGCGUUUCAGUUAGCUUUAGUCUCUCAAGCAGUGGCCGAGGACGAAGAGAAUGCAGCAGUUGGUCAAGAUUUAGCAGAUUCUGGCAUUAUUAAUAGAUCUGACGACGAUGUUGUACAACUCGAUUGCACUAAUCCUGCCUGUGGUGUCCGUUACAUUCCUCUAACUAAGAGUAGCGUGCAAAAAGCAAGAACAUUACCUGAUAAGAAUACAGAGUUAUAUCAAUGUUCUGCUUGUAAUCAACCAGCCUGCGUUGCAUGUAUUACACGCCAAAGUGUUAGGAGUAACUCUGGCAUUCCCAAAAAGGAGGCAAUCGUAUUGUGUAAAAGGUGUGAACCUUCACUUGCUGCCAAUGCAACAUUAUUGGACAGAGUCAAGAUCCUGACUUCUCGGAGGAGAAAAGCAAGGGUUCAGUCCGCAGCUCGUGAAACUUUGAAAGACCUUGCGAACUUGGGCUUUGGUGUUACGGCUGCAACCUCUAAAAUACAGAAGGAUAUUAGUUCAGUAUUACGGGGGCAGAUGUCUCUUGCAGAAUAUCCCUACGCAACCUUGGUUACCUCUGUGAGUACAGCUGAAGGUUCAGAACCUGCACAGUCUCUAUUAGCCCCAUGGAACAGUGGAACUUCCAAGUCGUUCUGGCGAGCACCAAUAGGAGCACCUACUGUGGAGUUCUGUGUACUACUGGCUGCUCCUUCAGUUGUUAACACCAUUGUGAUACUAGUCAGUUCGUGUGGCUAUACUAGCCAGGAUGUUCCACUUGUGGACAUCUGGUAUGGGAACAUGAUGGUCGAGAGCGAACGGAAGUAUUUGGGUCGUUGGGAUAUCGCCCAAGCAGCUGAGAAGGAGGGUGCAAAACAUAUAUACGGUCCUAACGAUUCUACCACUCCUUGUCAGAUUCGUUAUCAAUUAGCUUCUCCUGUGAAGUGUCGUUUAAUAUGGCUGAAGUUCAGCCUGAAGCCCUCAUCACAAACAGUGCCAGACCUUUUCAGUUUUGAUGAGAGACCAAAUAUUUCUCAUGGUGGGCUUCCUGUCCUCCACGCCAAAAGGAUUCUGGUCUUAGGAAAGCAAUUUCUUGAAGAAAGUUUUAGCUUGGAUGCAUCCAUGGACAGGAUGUCACUGAAGACCAUGCUAGAUGCUCCAGCACGAAUGAGCCGAUUGAGAGUGCAAACUGAGAUGGAGCGUUCUCUUGCUGGAGGAAGGAUUGUAGAGCAAGUAGUCACUCCCCUGACACCAAGUGUUGCUGGGUUCCGUUUUGAUUCUCCUUCGGCUAUUCGAUAUGCAGCGAAGUACACUGUGUCUGCCCUCAAUGACGCGCACUCUACAGAUGAUGCUCUCCCCUGCUAUUUAGACGAGUCGCAUAUUAGUCCUGCCACACUCCGCAUACGCGUCAGUGCUUUGCAAGAUAUGAAUACGCAACCAAUGCCUGUUGGAGAAUAUAUGUUACCAAUUGCUAAACCUGGAACUCCUCUCUAUUUCGACUUUCAAGUUCCAGUAGCAGUCCGAGCUCUCACCUUUGAGCUUAUUGGUGAUAUAUCUGCGUUCCAUGAUGAAGGGUUCGAAUAUACUGAUUCAGAUUCGAGAGAUUCUGCAUUAGCUAGCAGCUUGUCCCUUGUUAACCGAGUUCGCAUUUAUCGCUACGUGCCAACUGUAGAACUUGGCACGUGGCCUGUGUUGAACGCGGUAUAAACCAUAUCUCUGCAGGGCGUUGAAUGUUUUAGUUAUUCAUUAUUUUGAAGAGAUCUAAUAGAAACGAUAGGAGGGGGGGGGGGGGGGUACUUUAUGUGAUUUUAUUGAUUUAUAGUCUAUGUAUGCCAAAUUGAUCAUUUGGAAAGGUGGAUGCUUCAUUAUAGAAUAUUGGUGUAGGAUACUUCCAAAUAUUAACCUUCAUGGAGGAGAUUUGAACAAAGUUAAAUGAAAUGGAAGCUUUGCUAGUAGCGUAGGCGGUAGAAUAGAAGUGCUCGAUUGAACUUAUUUUACAGUAAGCUCUUUUAUAAGGCGUAAGGUUACCUUAAUAUUUCCUCCUCAUUGGGCUCUGUUAA
Physcomitrium patens is the source of this 5653-nucleotide messenger RNA. The record is from RefSeq and is a predicted model, not a curated record. NCBI's taxonomy places the organism in Eukaryota, Viridiplantae, Streptophyta, Bryopsida, Funariales, Funariaceae.